AUGGAGAAAACCCGUCAUGAAUCACAAGGAAUGACGGCGUCGGAUGUCGAUGUCAUAUGGUUGCGGAACUCGCUGAUUAACUACCGCCCUGGACAAGGCACUGGCGUGCAGGACCCACACUUCUUGGAGGUUGUAAAGAGACACGUCCCCGUUCAAGGUGAUAAGGUUUGUCUUGUUUCCAACAUAGAUGACCCGAAGUGGGGACGCUUCGUGCCAUACACACUCUGUCGCCGUCACUAUUGGUCCGACAAAAAGUACAAGGUCAAGACAUUCAUUCAAUCCCAGCCUUGCGACAACAUCAGAAUUGAGGGCACGCUGCUGCUUCACUUUGUUUGCCGCGAACCCCUUCCAUUGAAUGUACUGAAAUACAUUGCGACUAGCGAUCCCAGCGCUCUUCAAACAACGUGUUCAGUCUCCGCGCCAUCGUCCCAUUCGUUGGUCUCUGGACUGAUGUUCAGCCGAGCUCUGCCACUUCAUGUGGCCAUUGAGAUGUUCCGCUUCGACCCUAAAAAAACAAUGAUCUUUCCAGCCUUCAAGUACUUGGUUGAACAAUUUCCCCAGGCGUUGGCUAUCCGCAAUUGUAAGGGAUCGCUGCCGCUGGAACAGGCCUGCAAUAUCGGAGCGACCCCCCCUUCUCUCCUUCGAUACCUUGACAAGCAUCACUCGACGUCGAGUGAUGCUCCAGAACUCAAGCAAGAUCCAUUCUGGCUGGCAUGCAAAGCGGGUCAUCCACUACCAAACUUGCUCACGUUGCUGUGUCGCGAUGUCCCCCUUGCGGCCAUUCGACGUUGGCAUCUUGCCACUCAGGAUCGGGAGGAAAGCAGAGCCAAAAACAGAGUGAGGGGUCUUGUCCACAAGGCAGAACGUCUCAUGCAAAACUUGCACGACAAGGAAUUG
Seminavis robusta is the source of this 897-nucleotide messenger RNA. Lineage: Eukaryota; Bacillariophyta; Bacillariophyceae; Naviculales; Naviculaceae. The record is from the annotation of a GenBank genome assembly.